This is a messenger RNA of Candidozyma auris, 360 nucleotides long. RefSeq names its product ubiquitin-related modifier URM1. Gene Ontology annotation, biological process: tRNA thio-modification; protein urmylation. The transcript has a single exon. Gene Ontology annotation, molecular function: protein tag activity. Gene Ontology annotation, cellular component: cytoplasm; nucleus. Bases 1 to 360 code for a protein of 119 amino acids. Lineage: Eukaryota; Fungi; Ascomycota; Pichiomycetes; Serinales; Metschnikowiaceae. The record is from RefSeq and is a predicted model, not a curated record.
AUGGAGACACUUUUCGCACCCAUUUUCUUCAAUACUCGUUACUCUUCCUCAUCAGCUAUGAUCAAGGUCAAGGUAGAAUUCCUCGGAGGUCUUGAUGUUAUUUCAAACAAAGUCAGAGAGCACCGGUUGACAUUGCCUUUGGAAGAAGGAGAAGCGACCAUGAGGGACGUGAUAGAACACAUUACCAAAGAGAUCAUCGCCGAUGAGAAAGACAUCCCGGUGUUCAUCGAAGAAGGUACAGUGAGGCCAGGAAUCCUUGUUCUCAUAAACGAUACAGACUGGGAGCUAGAAGAGAGGGAGGACUAUGUCGUUGAGGCCGGCGACGUGUUUACUUUCACCUCUACUCUCCAUGGAGGGUAG